AUGAAGUCGCAGGAGCUGGUGUUGCGUUUGGGUCUCUUGUUUCUGGCGGUGACGGUCGCCACGGCCACCUUUCCGAAGGUCAGGAUCCAAAGUUUCGAAAUGGCCAAGUGCCCCUAUUGCAGCCAGUUCAAGCUGCAGUGGAACUCGCAGGUGAUGCAAGCCCCCGGAGUGCGUGACAUCAUGGACAUGCAGGAGUUCUUCGUCGGCCGCUACUCCGGCGGCGAGUUCGAGUGCCUCCACGGACCGGGAGAAUGCGUGGGCGAUCUCUUCCUGCUAUGCGCCCACAACCUCACGGUGACGCACAACCCCUGGGGCUGGUGGGAUCUGGCCGUGUGCAUGCAGCGAGACUACAAGAACAUUCCGGACAAUAUCCCCUCCUGCACGAACCAGACCAGGGGCAUGGACUACGCCCAGAUCAACGCUUGCGCGACGGGCUCGCUCGGUGUCCAGCUGUUCAGGGAGUCCAUCGCCUACGGCAACGCGCAGGGCAUUUACGAGACGCCGACGACGAUCAUCAACGGCAAGACCUACGUCGGCGGACCCGACCACCCGCUGCAGACGAUCUGCGAUGCCUACACCGGACCUCGUCCCCUCGGCUGCAAGCAGGCCGUCAUCUCCAUCUGA
Molecule: messenger RNA, 624 nt
Organism: Acanthamoeba castellanii str. Neff
Lineage: Eukaryota; Discosea; Longamoebia; Acanthamoebidae
Product: Dipeptidylpeptidase
Exons: 6
Coding region: 1-624 (207 amino acids)
Molecular function (GO): oxidoreductase activity, acting on a sulfur group of donors, disulfide as acceptor
Source: RefSeq, a predicted model, not a curated record